Messenger RNA from Plasmodium gonderi, 2814 nucleotides. RefSeq lists its product as hypothetical. The record is from RefSeq and is a predicted model, not a curated record. The coding region runs from base 1 to 2814 and encodes 937 amino acids. Lineage: Eukaryota; Apicomplexa; Aconoidasida; Haemosporida; Plasmodiidae. The transcript is spliced from 2 exons.
AUGAAGGGAUCUUCUUUUCUUUUAAACCAUCUAAAAUGCAAACUACUGAAUAGGUGUAAAAAUGAAAAAAAACAUUUGUUAUAUUCAACAGUGACAAAAAGGUUUGGUGAACUUCAUCAGCCAAGAACUAGAAGUGAAAAGAAAAGUCAUCUAGAAAUAAUUGACGAAGUGUAUUUCGAUAUGACUGAUGCAAUGAGAGAAAAAAAUAAACUAGAAAUAGAAGAAUAUAGUAGCAUACACAGAAAUAUUUCUGAAAUUAUAUUAAAUCAUAACAUUUCUAAAAAGAAUGAAAUUAUAAAAAAUAUUAUGCGAUAUUGCAUCGAAUUCAAUAGAAAAAAUAAAAUGCAUGAACAAAAAAGAAAAAGAGAAAAUGUAAACGAAGUAAAUAAAAUGGAUGAAGAAAAAGAAAUUUUUAAUAUAAUAAAAUGUAACAUAAAAGAGUACUGUAAUCAGUUUAAUUCAUGCGAAAUAGGAAUCAUAUUAAAAUGUCUUCUUAAAAUUAAAGUGAAUGAUUUGUCCUUAAUAAAUGUACUACUACAACAUUAUUUUAAGCGAAAUAUGAAAUUUUCUCAAUAUGGAUCUUUAUACAUAUUAUAUGCCUUUACUAAAUUAAAUCUACUGCCACAACAUGAAAAUAAUUUCAAACUUUUAUGCUCAGAUAUUUUGAACAAAAUUAAUAACUUUGAAUUUAAAAAUCUAUGUUUAGUAUGUAACUAUUUGUCUGCAUUAUAUAAUUUUAAUAAAACGAGUAUCAGAUACAUGGUCGAACAAAUCUGCACAUUUCUUAUGAAUGAAAGCAAGAAUAAUGAUGAUACUGAUACAGAUUCUAUAUGGUGCGAGGAUUCAAUUCAUUAUAUUGCCAAUGCAUGUGCCAGGGUUAAUCAUUUGAAUAAAGAAUUAUUCCAUUUUUUGAAAAAAAAAAUUGAAAAAAGAACCAUGUUUUUUUCCAUAGACCAGUUGGUAUCUCUAACAAAUGCAUACAGCAAAUUCAAAAGUGCAGAAGAGGAAAACUUCUUAUCAUUAUACCUACUCAUAGCUGAUGAAAUAAUAAACAAGUCUUAUUUAUUGAAACCAAGACAUUUGAGCGUGUUAGCAAAUUCAUUUAAUAAUGCUUGUAUACUUCAUGAAAAGUUAUUUCAUAUUAUUACUGAAAAUAGUUUACUCCUUUUAAGUUCAUUUGAACCCAAACAAAUCGUGAUGAUCAUACAUGCAUAUGUAAAUAUUGGACUGUCAAAUAAUGCUCUACUCGAAUCCAUAUGGAACACUGCAUCAGUAUUUAUUCCUGAAUAUACCCUUCAGGAGUUGUCUAUGCUACUGCAGGCAUACACAAAAAGUUCACAACAUCGACAAAAAUUUUUCAACCAAGUUAGUCUCAGAAUUUAUUCUCUCAUUACAAUAUCUUAUCCUUUUUUAGAAGAAAAUGCAACUGCUAAUUCUAUAAUGUAUAAUCAUGAAAAGUAUGUAAAAAUGCUCCAAAGUGUAAAAACGGAUGAUUAUUUAACUUCAGAAAAAAUAACAACAGAACAACUUUUUUCUCUUUUCUACUUAGUACAUAAUCAUCAGUAUUAUUAUAAUUUUAUGGAUCAUUUAUUAACCAUUAGUAAUAACAAAUAUAAUAAUCUCCCGCAUCCUGAGAUUCAUAACGAAAUCCAAAACUCCCAAAAUACUCCAAACAAGAUACCAAUAAAUGAUGAAAAGAAUCCAAACAAAUAUACUAACGGUUUUAAACAGAGUGAACUACAUGAAAAACAUGAUAUAGAUAAUUCGUUGUCAAAGUCGAUACCCUCUGAAGAACUCCCAGACAUGAAUAACGUCAGUGUUUGUUACAAUGAAAAGAUAACCCCUACGAACAAACUCAUAGCCGAUAAAAAAAUAAUCCAAAAAAGCAUAUCCGAGAAUUAUACAAAUUAUCAUGACAUGGAUGAAGAGCCAUUCUCUCACUUAUGUAUCAGAAACCAAAGAAUUAGUAAAAAAAAAUUUUAUUCAAAUGAAACUAAAAUUAAUUACCUAAACAGCUCAGACAUAUAUUACCCAGACACGGAAAAAAUGGAACAACGAUUAAUAAAGCACAUGAGCAAAGAUAUUAAUGCCACCUUGGUUUGCUCAAUAAUUUAUUCACUCAUUAAGGGAAAUUGCUUACUGCAGUAUGACUUGUUAAUAUGUUUAUCCAAAUUGGCAAUAAUUUUUCUCAAAAAGUUCAAAAUUUCGGAGCUAGCCAAUGUGUGUUCAGCUUUGUCAGAAGCAUAUAUACGAGCGUCGGACGAAAAUAAUAGGCAAAAUGAGCUCAUAACAAAAAGACAAAAUAAGAAGUUUGAGGAUCAGGAAAAAAAUGCAAAAGAGGAUAAACAGAAAGAAGAAAAAGGGAGGGAAAAAGAGCAACAAAAUGAGCUAAAAAAUGAGCACAGAAUGGAAAAUAAGGUCACAUCAUUCUUGUGCAAACACCAAACGAUUAAGAAAAUCACAAGUCCUAACAACACUCCAACCUACGAUGAACAGUUGUACAACUCAUCAAAGCUAUAUUUAUCAACAUGUACAUUAUUUUUCGACAACGUCGAAUACUAUUUGAUGGAGAAAAAGAAUUUUUUCACGGAUGUUCACAGUACAUAUAAAUUUAUAACGUCCUUUGGCACCCUUCGGAUGAGCAAAUAUUCUUCUGUAGCUUUACAUUUAUUUAGGUUGUCUCUCCUGGAAAUUAAGCAUUUGUCCUACUUGCCUUUGCAAAAAAUGGCAAAUGCGUUUAUGCAAAUGAAUGUUUACAAUGAAGACGUUUAUGCAUUUAUAAAUAAAAUCCAAAAGACGAAAAAGAAUAAAUGA